AUGGUCGGAACGUUCGCGCAUAUCGUCAAGAACACUGGCUUCACGGGUCUAUACAGCGGUCUGUCAGCCGCAAUGCUACGACAAAUUACAUACUCGACGACGCGAUUCGGCAUCUACGAGGAAUUAAAAUCGCACUUUGCGAAACCCACCGCAGACUCCCCAACUGGCUCACCGAGUCUCCUCACCUUGAUCGGCAUGGCCUCCGCCUCGGGCUUCAUUGGCGGUAUCGCAGGUAACCCUGCGGACGUGAUGAACGUGCGCAUGCAGUCGGACGCCGCACUUCCCCCGGCUCAGCGCCGCAACUAUCGUCAUGCAUUCCACGGCCUGGUGCAGAUGACCAAGACCGAGGGUUUCAGCUCUCUCUUCCGUGGCGUGUGGCCUAACUCCACCCGUGCUAUUCUCAUGACUGCCUCGCAGCUUGCUUCUUACGAUACAUUCAAGCGCAUGUGCAUUGAGAAGGCCGGUAUGGCCGACAACCUGGGCACGCACUUCACUGCUUCCUUCAUGGCUGGCUUCGUGGCUACCACUGUGUGCAGCCCCGUUGAUGUGAUCAAGACGCGCAUCAUGAGCGCAUCCCACACCGAGGGUGGUGGCCAGAGCAUCGUGAGUCUCCUUCGCGACAUUUGUCGCAAGGAGGGCCUUGGCUGGACUUUCCGCGGCUGGGUCCCUAGCUUCAUUCGCUUGGGUCCUCAUACCAUUGCCACUUUCUUGUUCCUCGAAGAGCACAAGAAGCUCUACCGCAAGCUGAAGGGCAUUUAA
Penicillium olsonii is the source of this 759-nucleotide messenger RNA. The record is from the annotation of a GenBank genome assembly. NCBI's taxonomy places the organism in Eukaryota, Fungi, Ascomycota, Eurotiomycetes, Eurotiales, Aspergillaceae.